UCCACGUGUGUGGAUAUUUCAGUUUCAGUUCAAUUCAACUCUACAGUUGAACUGAGACCAAUGAAAUUUUCAAUUUUUUAAACAGAAAGUUUAAACUGAUUAUUACGUGUGUGGGGGUUCGCUGUACAUUUCUCAGUUCAAUUAAGAGGAGGUGUGUUGUAUUCUGUGGUAUUCCUUUUUAAAAGUAUAAUUUUCGCGUAGUUAAGAUGGCGCGUAAUAAACCUAAUCAAAUAAUUAGCGAUUUUAUUGAAAUGUAUCGAUCGGAACCUUGUCUUUGGCAAGUAAAGAGUCAUGAUUAUCAUGACCGUAUGAAAAGAGAUGAUGCAUAUACCAAAUUAGCAAAAAAAUUGGACGAAAUUGAACCUGGUGCUACGAAGAAAUCUGUUAUUAAUAAAGUGAACAGUUUGAGAUCUGCUUUUCGCAAAGAGAAAAAGAAAGUUGAAGCGUCAAAGAAGUCUGGAUCAUCAGCGGACAGCAUUUACAAGCCGGCACUCUGGUAUUACGACUUGUUUGAUUUCUUGCAAGACCAAGACACUCCGAAGACAUCAAUUUCAAAUCUGGACAGUGAAGGUGAGGAGCACUUUUCGCCAUCUAACCAACACCAAAGUGUUGUGCUCCACUUGACCACUGCCACAAUAUUUUUAUGGCCAUUGACAUUUGCCAGCAUGGCUGCUGCUGUGUCGCCCGUUGUCACCGCCAAUCACCCAAUCGAGUCACCUAGUCGUUCAUCCAGCCGCUCGAUCGUAUUUUGGCUAGACGCGUUUCGCAUUGUUAAUUUAUUAACAUUGCAUUGA
This is a messenger RNA of Anastrepha obliqua, 794 nucleotides long. RefSeq lists its product as uncharacterized. Lineage: Eukaryota; Metazoa; Arthropoda; Insecta; Diptera; Tephritidae. The transcript is spliced from 2 exons. The record is from RefSeq and is a predicted model, not a curated record. Bases 207 to 794 code for a protein of 195 amino acids.